GGUCCCCUCUCUUGAUGGUAUUGGUUUCACUAUCUGGGCUCUCCUGCCCCCCUCCUUUUAACCGAGCCGGUAUAAAUAUGGACGGUCGGUGUGACUCGUUCCUUUUUCUCCGGCUACCCUGGGGGGUCUUCGAGCAGUGCCUGCUGAUUCGUAAAACGCCGCUAUGGGUAAGGAAAAAACACACAUCAACAUCGUGGUUAUUGGUCAUGUCGACUCCGGCAAGUCCACCACUACCGGCCAUCUGAUCUACAAAUGCGGAGGCAUCGACAAGAGAACCAUUGAGAAGUUUGAGAAAGAGGCAGCUGAGAUGGGCAAGGGCUCAUUCAAGUAUGCCUGGGUGCUGGACAAACUGAAGGCUGAGCGUGAGCGUGGUAUCACUAUUGACAUCUCUCUCUGGAAAUUUGAGACCAGCAAGUACUACAUCACCAUCAUUGAUGCCCCUGGACACAGAGACUUCAUCAAGAACAUGAUCACUGGUACCUCACAGGCUGACUGUGCUGUGCUGAUUGUUGCUGCUGGUGUUGGUGAGUUUGAGGCUGGUAUCUCCAAGAAUGGACAGACCCGUGAGCACGCCCUCCUGGCUUUCACCCUGGGAGUGAAGCAGCUUAUCGUUGGAGUCAACAAGAUGGAUUCCACCGAGCCCCCUUACAGCCAGAAACGUUUUGAGGAGAUCACCAAGGAAGUCAGCGCUUACAUCAAGAAGAUUGGCUACAACCCUGCCACUGUUGCUUUUGUCCCAAUUUCUGGAUGGCACGGAGACAACAUGCUGGAGCCCAGCACAAAUAUGAGUUGGUUCAAGGGAUGGAAGGUUGAGCGUAAAGAGGGUGGUUGCAGUGGUACCACUCUCUUGGAAGCCCUGGACUCCAUCCUGCCCCCUUCCCGUCCCACAGACAAGCCCCUACGUCUCCCCCUGCAGGAUGUCUACAAGAUUGGAGGUAUCGGAACUGUCCCCGUGGGCCGUGUGGAGACUGGUGUCCUCAAGCCUGGCAUGGUUGUGACCUUUGCCCCCGUCAACGUGACCACUGAGGUCAAGUCCGUGGAGAUGCACCACGAGUCUCUCGCUGAGGCUCUGCCUGGUGAUAAUGUUGGCUUCAAUGUGAAAAACGUGUCGGUAAAGGAAGUCCGUCGUGGUAACGUGGCCGGAGACAGCAAGAACGACCCACCAAUGGAGGCUGGUAACUUCACUGCUCAGGUCAUCAUCCUGAACCACCCUGGUCAGAUCUCUCAGGGCUAUGCUCCUGUGCUGGACUGCCACACUGCUCACAUUGCAUGCAAGUUUGCUGAGCUCAAGGAGAAGAUUGACCGUCGUUCUGGCAAGAAGCUUGAGGACAACCCCAAGAGCCUUAAGUCUGGAGAUGCCGCCAUCAUCCUCAUGGUCCCUGGGAAGCCCAUGUGUGUGGAGAGCUUCUCACAGUACCCACCUCUGGGUCGUUUUGCCGUGCGUGACAUGAGGCAGACAGUUGCUGUGGGUGUAAUCAAGGCUGUUGACAAGAAAGCUGCCACCUCUGGCAAGGUAACCAAGUCUGCUCAGAAGGCCGCCAAAGCCAAAUGAACUCCCCCAUCAGCCACUCAACAAGGCAUGCUCACAGCAUCCUAUUCUGCAAUGUCUCAGAGCCUGAACUUACUUCUUAAGGACUGGUUGAUGCUGAUAAAAACCCAUCGCAAAAGCUUUCGCAGGAAAGGAGGAAAUUGUCUUUUUCUAAGCACCUUGGGAAAAAUGAUUGUGAAAAUAAAAAAUGAUCACUAACUAAAAAUGA
Messenger RNA from Pygocentrus nattereri (red-bellied piranha), 1757 nucleotides. RefSeq names its product elongation factor 1-alpha-like. NCBI's taxonomy places the organism in Eukaryota, Metazoa, Chordata, Actinopteri, Characiformes, Serrasalmidae. The transcript has 8 exons. Gene Ontology annotation, molecular function: GTPase activity; GTP binding; translation elongation factor activity. The record is from RefSeq and is a predicted model, not a curated record. Gene Ontology annotation, biological process: translational elongation; translation. The coding region runs from base 164 to 1552 and encodes 462 amino acids.